Molecule: messenger RNA, 8087 nt
Organism: Chara braunii
Lineage: Eukaryota; Viridiplantae; Streptophyta; Charophyceae; Charales; Characeae
Source: the annotation of a GenBank genome assembly
CUGCAGAGCGGGCGGUGGAAGGGUGCUUCGAGGAUAUUGCGGGUUCUCCUUCUGCUGAGUACCUCAGAGAACAGUGUUACGUGUACUACGUGUAUAUUUGUUCGUCUUUUUUGAACAAUAAUUCAAAAAGCGUUCUCGUGUUCGACAGCACGUCCAUGGCCAUUGCUUUGUUCCAUCUUGAAUGCUUUCGAGACAUCUUCUCUGCUCUCAUCUUUACGUCGAUCUCAGCUUUGAAGCCAUCUCCGGAUUGUCGCCAUGGAAGGGGAAGGCCGUUUCUGCCUCACUCGUUCGGGUUCGGGCUGGGCAGUUCACUCAGGGAACUGCGCUGAUCGUAGGAGUCCGGUAGCGGUCGGGCCCGAACGGAACGGAGCUGCUCAGGAAUCGGCGUGCGUAGGGGGUGGUGGGAUUCGGUGGCCGAGGUCCGGCUAUGGAGGAGGAGGAGGAGGAGGUGGAGGCGAAGCUCAGCUCGGCCUUGGAGUGGAGAUGGCGGCGAUCGGAAUAUCGCACGGCCCGUUCGUCGUACAGGUCGUCGGCGAAAUGCAGUCUCGGACAAAGGUGUACACGAUUGCUUGGUUUUGCUUUGUUGGAUCCCCCUUUUGCCGGAUAACGUGGCCAGGUGCACGACGUAUCACUGUAUCAUCGCCAAAUUCGCCACAGAUACCUCGGGAACACCUGUACAUGCGGAUGACUUUGGUCGUCGAUCUGUCUCGUAUUAUGAGCUACAUAGUCGUUGAUCUGUCCCGUGUUGUGAGCCAUCUAAAUAACAAUUUGGGGGAACUGGACGGCUGCGCUGACCAGGGACUCCAUGGGCCACGUCAGCUACGUCCCGAUCGGGAUCAAGCCGAUCUCCGAUUUCAGGACCAGGUUCAAAGUUGUAGACAUUCUAGCGACUUGCCUUCUCCGAGGCACGUACUAUACCUUUUAUUCAAGUGUGGUUCGUUUUCCGACCACCUGAGGUGCGGCCGCGUUCUACGGAGCACAAUCCAGCAUCAGAGAGGGACCCAGUUAGCUCCAACUGGGUAUCCUGUUCCCCCUCUCGCUCAGCUUCAGCUUUUUUCCGGCCCUUGGCCUCCUCGUCGUCCUCUCCCUCAGCUCUCUAGCCCUUCGUCUCCUCCUCUUCCUCUCCCUCUCCCUCGGCUUCCUGGCCCCUCUUCUCCUCAACCCCCCCCGCCCCUUUGUUUCGAGAAUCAAGAACUACCAAUUGCAAUAGGUCAAGAAGAAGAAGAAGAAGGCCCCGUUGGCUUUGCCAGCGGAUCACCGACGAGAGAGCUUUCGAUGUUCGACACGUGCCACUCGCUAGAGCCGCAGUCGAUUCCAGGCAUUGAUGACACUGCUGCUCUGACGACGCUCGGACGAAGGAAUGCUCCCUGGGCUAGCGCUUUUACAGAAUUUCAUAAGGAUAACGUUACGGUAGAAGAAUCGCAUGCCAGCGUACAAGAUGGUGGUGAUACAAAAGACGACGGUGGCGAUACGGAAGACAGUACGAGUACUGAUAGCAGUAGUAAUCGUAAUCACAGGGACAGUAAUGAUGAUGAUAGUCCUGGCGACGAUUAUAGGAUUCCAUAUUAUGAGAAUGGGGAGGCAAGAAGCCUGCUGUACAUGGAAAUUCCCGACGUGGCGGAGCCUGAGCGGUCGUAUGAUGACGAGCAUGCGUAUGAUGGCGGCGAGAGUAUCAGCCGUAAUUAUGGUACUAAUACCGAGGGAAGAGUCAGUGGUGAAUCAGAUUCGAGCGGCAAUUCCAUGUUUGGAGUGAGGAACUGGGCCGGGGGAAUCUGGAGUAUGCGCCAAGUGUCGAAGUCCAAGGUCUUCCAGGUGGUAGUGACAGAUCAUCUGAGGAAGGUCGGGACCGGGACCCUGAUGCUCAUUAGGAAGUGGUCGGUGCUCAUCUUCGUGACUCAUCGCCUAGGCGCCGGGUCAAUCUCGCUCCUGCGCGCCGUCUUCCUCCCUGCUGAUGGUGGGGACCACGCGUCGAGCGCAGAAGCGGGGGGAGCCGUGGCGGAGAAGCUCCAAGAACUCGGUGGCAGCGCGGCUACCCGGUCAGUCUUCGAACGCCUGAUGACGUUCGAUCCGAUGCCGCCGCCGGUGUCGGGACUGAGCGACGUCUAUUAUUGGACAAUGGCUGCCGGGCGUUUGGCAGAGUCCUGCAAGGCGGGAUCUCGACUGAAGGCCGUUGCGUCGAAGAUUGCCCGGCGAGUGGUCUGCUUGAGCGGCGUCGGCGCCGCCGCCGCCGGCGGGGGCGCAUCGCCUUCGUCGGCGUAUCAUCUUUUCGCUCCACCGACCAGUUCAGCAGACCUGAAUAGGGAGAAAAUAUUCUCGUUGGUUGUCAAGAGAGGCCUCCGCACAGGCACCCUUCCGUGGUGGCUUUUGCGCGAGGGGGACACUGUGCGCGUGACCGCCAUGACGGUGGUGCCCGGCGAUGGCGUUCUGAUCUCUGGGCGGGUCCGUGUGGGGACGUACGAGAAACGGGAGGGGAGAUUCAACAGAUCGACCACCGUGGACGCUGACCAGAACAUCAAGUUUCCAGUCUCUGCGAGCAGCUUGAUUUGGGAGGGAGAGGGGGAGGUGCUGGUGAAAAAUCCCGCUCCGCGCGACAGUCUCUUCCAUCCGUUCGAUUGCGCCACGUGGCCGAAAGGCAGAGACCUUAUCCAAUCGAUAUUGGAUGACGUGGAGGCGGAGGUGCACGGCUGGGCUUUGCUGGCCACCACUGUCGUGUCUCUUCUGUUCCUGUUCUUCGGUCUGAUGACAGCCUCCGGGUUGGUCCUCAGGAUCGUGAGAGGGAUGGCAGGGACGUGUUCGUUGUUCUUUUUCUCCUCCUCCUCCGCGACAUCGUCCUCCUCCUCGGCGGCGGCUGCCGCUGCCUCCUCCGCAUCCCUCUUGUCCUCCUUAUCCUCAUCCUUCAGAUCGGGAUUGGGAUCGGGAGUCGGUUUUGCGGGGAGGGUGCUUGCCGGCGGCGGUGUGAGGAGGCUGCUGAGCGCGGCACGGCUAGGCCGCAAGUUGCUGAACGUCGGCCUCCUCCCGCUCUGGGCCAGCGCUCCGUCGCUGGCGAAGGCGACGGCGAACGCGGCGCAGCUCGUCCGCAGGUUGUUGGACGUCGGCCUCGUCCCGAUCUCGGCCGUCACUCCAUCACUAGUGAGCGCGAUCGUAGCCGUCGGAUACUCCGACCUCCUACGACACCUGGCGGCUGUUAAUGUCGGUCUGGGGGUGUCCGAGCGUCCCGACAGCUGCAGUAGGCUACCGUCCGUCUCGACCAUGUUUAUCAAUCUCUCGGAGGGGUUGACACGUGGGGAGAUGAGGGUGGUCGGAAUCACGAUCGGCGGUCUCUCGCUGGACGUCGAUCCCGAGGGAGUCUUAGCUUCGCCAGCUUCGCCAGCUUCGCCAGCAUCGCCAGCUUCGCCAGCAUCGCCAUCGCCAUCGCCAUCGCCAUCGCCAUCGCCAUCGCCGCCAUCGACAUCGCCAUCGCCAGUUCUGCUGCGAGACGAGGUGAGCGAUGGCGUGAUGGAUCUUCUGUUCGAGGGCGUGUUUCAGAAUACGAUGGGAGACGUCAUGGAGAACAAGGGCAAGGUGGAACCGAUCGCGGUCCCGAUCGAGCAGGCGUUGCUGCGUUUCGCGCUCGAUUUGGGCGGGUCGUUUGUGCAGACGAGGAAGAAGCACGGCGUCGUGCAGAUCGAACCCUUUUGUCAUAUCCGGAAAUGGAUGAUGAUUGCAAUCCGCAAGGCGCCGAGCGUUAUCCGUGUCAUUGUGAAGGGUGAUUUCUGGAAAGUGUUGCCGUUGUGCAGCCGCUACAUAACUCCGAGCGGUAAAAUUCGUCCCCUGGAGGAAGAGGAAUCAUCAUCCUCCUCAUCAUCCUCGUCAUCCUCAUCAUCCUCAUCAUCAUCUAGUACGACUUUUCGCGCCAAAAUCGAAAGACUUGCUCAGUCGGCGAGCGAGAAGGGCCAUAGACUCGUUCUCUUCGCUUUCCGCGAUGUUUCCAAGGAAAAUUCUCCCCACCUUUUUGAUAGAGACGGCAACUGGAUUGGCGAGUCGAAGCUGCCGUGUGACGAGUUUGUCGUCCUGGCUUUGUUUGCCGUGGACGAGCCUCUUCGCCCAGGAGUGGAGGAAGAGAUCCGCAGUCUGCACCGACUGGGCAUUCGGCCUAUCAUCCUGACGGGAGGCAACAAAGCGAUGGCGACAGCUCUCGGUGUUCGAUCGGGGGUUCUUCGGAGAGAGAGAGGGGAGGGAGGGGAGGGAGGCGGCGGCAGGGGGGGGGGGGAUUUAUGCAUGACGGGCGAGGAGCUGUACCAAUUACAAGAUUGCGGUCGGCUGAUCGACGAAGUCUUGCCGCGGCUGGCCGUGCUCGCCGAGGCGACAGUGCCGCACAGGUACUUCGUCAUGGAGCUGUUCCAGCGGAACGUGGGGGCCAUCGCCGUGGCCGGGGAUCCGGAUCGCGACCUGCUGGCGCUCGAGAGAGCGGACGUCGCCAUCUCCUGCGGAGGGCCGUGCUCGCCUCUGCUGCGGCAGAUGAUCGAUCUGUGCGUUCUGAACCCGAGCGACGGGUUGGGAGGAGUGAUCCGCGCUCUGGCUUUGGGCCGAGCGCUCCUUGAAAACCUCAGGCGGAUGAGUGAAUCCCGGAAGCGGAUGAUUUACACCGGCUUGAGCAUGUGUGUAUUGAGUAUGGCAUCGACUGGCAAAAUGGUACUGACGCCGCCGCAGCUGAUCUUCGGCCAGAUGGCGUUUGCCCUGCUAGCGUCGGUGACUUUCGGACUCUUUGCGCCAGGAACAACACCAACAAGAGCAGCGGAUCAUCGUCGUCAGCAUCGUCGUUAUUAUCAUCUUGACAAUCGUCGUUAUGAUCAACAUGAUGAUGACGAGGAUGAGGAUGAGGAUGAGGAUGACCAUCGAUAUGAUGAAGGGCAUAAUGAUGAACAGGACCAGGAAGAUGGCGAUGACAGAGAGAAGAUGGAGGCGUCGUACAGCAGCACCACUGAAGGAGGAGGAGGAGGAGGAACAGCAGAAGGGGGAGCAGCUGAUCAUCAGCAUAGACAGCAUCAUGAUGAGAGAGACAAGGAGGUGGAGGAGGAGGAGGAGGGCAGCAACGCAGCCAUCCCAGAGACACGACAUGCGGGAGCAAUGGUAAUUACCUCCGGGAUUUCGGUUAUCGAUCUUCCCAAGGAACGUCGUUGUCCUGGCAGCCGCGCUGACGAUGAGAGAGACGAGAGAGAAGAGCAGGCGGAGUACUCUUCUUCUUCUUCUUCCGAGCCUGCUGGUGGCAGAGAGUCUGCUGCCGCUCGCAACAAGCGGGGCCGGGUUUUGACGUCCGUGCACAUUCUGUUUCUGUUUCUGGUCCUGUUUUGGGGCAGAAGCGUUUCUCGAUGGAGUGGUGGUGCCUUCCCCGUGGAUGGUGGCCUGUUGCGCGCAGUGGAUUACGAUUACGGGACCGAGAAUGAUGGGCUUGUGUUCGCGUGUUUCCUCAUUCUGCAAUGGAUAGAGUUGUUCCUUGCGAGGCAAAGGAAGGACGCUCGCUUCUGGUGCCUGUGGGCGUGCGCGACUGUCGUAGUCUUGUGGCCCGCCCUGUCCUUCGGAAAGGUCAUGCUUGGGUUACGCAGUGUAUCUGGACUCGAUUGGAUCUUCUGUUCAGCCUUAUCCGGUCUUGUGUCGGCCAUCGGUCACUGGAUGGAGUGCGCAAAGGAUGACGAGAAGAAGAAGCAGAAAACGCAGAAGCAGAAGCAGAAGCAGCAGCAGCAGCAGGAGGAGGAGAAUAGCUGGAGGAUGAUUGUGUACCGUGCAUUUGAGCUUUUGUAUCGUCCGUUUGAGCGCAGUUGACAUGGGGUUUGGCACGUGUGCAAAGCGCGCGUACUUGUUUUUCGCAGUCUUCAUCUUGAUCUCCUGGGAGAAUUGAUUAUAACGUAUAAGAAUGCUAUUAUAUGUUAUAAAAUAAAUUCCUUUUAGAGAGAGAGAGAGAGGAGGUCGGGAGAGCAGCGGCCUAAGUUCCUGAGGCCGGGAAAGGCGAGCGAACUCCACCUGGGCAAGGUGGAACCGAGCGCGAAUGUUGCGCAUGCGUGGUCUCCGGGGACAAUUCUCUUCACUGCUCGGCUCAAAGGACGUUUCGAGGAGUUUUUGUUGGAUGAGGACGUCGGUUCGAUUCCCGGAAUCGGCGAGAAAUGGGCGGGCAAGCUCCCUCUAAAAUUCGCCGCAGUGAUCGAUUUGGUGUUUGCGAGGUUUGAUGGCUGAUCUGCACCAACUCCCCACCCUUUCCUCUCCUCUUCUCUUGGAGAUGGACUACUGACGUUCAAAGUUGUGUCCGACGAGAAGACAAAGAACUGAUGGAAUGGAAUGAGGAGGCAUGGAAAGGGGAGGAGCAUGAAUCGCGACGGUAAGCAAGGCAAGGCAGCGGCGCAAGCGUAGCAAGGGAAAGAGAGAAAGAGAGAAAGAGAGAAAGAGAGAAAGAGAGGGGAGGGAGGCCAUUGUUGUUGUUGUUGUUGUUGUUGUUCCGUUGUGCUGCCUGUACGACGGAAGAGAGCCGUGGGCGGCGAGAAAUGGGCGGGAAAACCGGCACGUGAAGAAAUGGGCGGUAAAACCGGCACGUGAAGAAAGAGGCCGUGGAAAACCGGCGCGUGAAGAAAGAGGCCGUUGCGCAGUCGACCGUGACUGCAGAAAAGGGAGAAAAGAUACGCGAGACGACGAAGAUGGCCAUGGGUGGGCGGCGGCAAACAGAGCACGCAAUAGACCAGAGUCCCAGGGAUGGAAGUCGGCGAACAGAGCACGCAACUGACAGGAGUCGCAGGUCCCGGGGAGGAGCAUGAACCGGCACGUGAAGUAAAGGCAGCGGCGCAACCUUGAGAGCUGAGAAGGGAGAACAGAUACGUCAUAGCGUGUAUGAUGGUACUUGACAUCAGCGUCAGAGGGAGAAGGUACAAGGUGGAACUGGGAAAAGAGGGUCCCAAUAGACCAGAGUCCCAUAUAGAGCAGAGGCGGUCCGGGAGGUGUUCCUGAAGGGUUCGGCAAAGCGGGGUUGCGAAGAGAGGGUUUGGGAAAGGGGUUUGGGAAAGGGGUUUUGGGAAGGGUCCGGGGGUGCGCACGCUUAUUGUUCAUUUCUGGCCGGCGAUCGUCGUAGUCUAUUACGGUCGGAAAUGGAGAACUUGGGUUAGUGGGACUUGGUCCCGGGAAAGGCUUGGUCCCGGGAAGACUUGGUCCGUGGAAAGACUUGGUCCCGGAGAAGACCUGGUCCCGGGAAAAAGACAUGGGCCCGGGAAAGACUUGGUCGGUCCCGGGAAGACUUGGUCCUGGGAAAGACUUGGUUGGUCCCGGAGAAGAGUUGGUCCCGGGAAAAAGACUUGGGCCCGGGAAAGACUUGGUCCCGGGAAGACUUGGUCCUGCGAAAGACUUGGUCCCGGGAAAAAGAUUUGGGCCCGGGAAAACGACUUGGGCCCGGGAAGGGUUCGGGAAAGAGGGUCAGGGAAAGGGGGUAGGAGGGGAGAGGACGGGAAAGGAAGAGGAGUGGGGGAGCAGAGAUUUGCCAGAGGGCCGGGGAUUGACAGAGCAGAGAAGAGAGCGGGGCUACUGUAGGAAGGAUGUGAGAUGGAAAAGGAUAUGAGGGUGUGGUAUCAUGACUGGCGGGGGAUCGAGUGGAGCCAUCCUCACGCUUGGAUUUUCUUUAACAAACCUACUGGUAGCUGGGAUUCGUUCACAGCAGUCCCAAGUGUGAACAUACUCUUCUUAGCGAUCCAGAGUGUCCUUGCAACCUUGCUUCAGUAAGUAAGUCUGGCUUGUCACCUACCUACCUGUCGUGACAGAGCUGUACUAUGCACUAAGUCGUGACAGAGCUGUACAGUGCAUAGUGCAGGGUGGGGGUAAUGGAGCGAGGUUGCUGGAGAAGCAAAAGCAGUUUCAGCUUCGAAGUCGCGAACAAGUCGAACAGUAUUUGAGCGGAAGAACGGGGGGAAGCCAGCGUCCUUGGUACGGAAUACAUUGGAACUUGUUUAUCUCUGAGCAUAUAUAGAGCUCAGCACCUGGUCCAGCGUCCUGUCCAAGGGAAGGAGUGGAAGGAGGGGAGCCAGAGGUCCAUUCUGAUAGCAUGUCAGAUUAUUACUUAAUGAAUUGCACCCAGAGAG